Messenger RNA from Arabidopsis lyrata subsp. lyrata, 1028 nucleotides. RefSeq names its product chlorophyll a-b binding protein CP29.2, chloroplastic. The record is from RefSeq and is a predicted model, not a curated record. The coding region runs from base 53 to 916 and encodes 287 amino acids. NCBI's taxonomy places the organism in Eukaryota, Viridiplantae, Streptophyta, Magnoliopsida, Brassicales, Brassicaceae. Gene Ontology annotation, cellular component: chloroplast thylakoid membrane; chloroplast envelope; plastoglobule. Gene Ontology annotation, biological process: photosynthesis, light harvesting in photosystem I; response to light stimulus. The transcript has 2 exons.
UGCUUCAGAAAAAUUACAAACCGCAAACGCGACAUAACUAACGACGCCGGAGAUGGCUGCCACUUCAACCGCCGCUUCUGCUUCUUCAAUCAUGGGUACCCGGGUGGUUUCCGACAUUAGCUCCGGUUCAACCCGGUUCACAGCCUGGUUCGGAUUCGGAACUAAGAAAGCCGCUCCUAAAAAGGCUAAGACGGUUAUCUCAGACCGGCCUUUAUGGUUCCCAGGCGCAAAAUCCCCAGAGUAUCUCGACGGUUCACUGGUCGGGGACUACGGGUUCGAUCCUUUUGGUUUAGGUAAACCGGCAGAGUAUCUCCAAUUCGAUUUGGACUCCUUGGACCAGAACCUCGCCAAGAACUUAGCCGGAGACGUGAUCGGGACCCGUACCGAGGCGGUGGAUCCCAAAUCGACGCCGUUUCAGCCAUACAGUGAAGUCUUCGGGCUACAGAGAUUCAGAGAAUGUGAGCUGAUUCACGGUCGGUGGGCAAUGCUCGCCACUCUCGGCGCUAUCACCGUAGAAUGGCUCACCGGUGUUACUUGGCAAGACGCCGGCAAGGUAGAGCUAGUGGAUGGAUCGUCUUACUUAGGACAGCCAUUGCCGUUCUCUAUCUCGACAUUGAUAUGGAUCGAAGUGUUAGUGGUCGGCUACAUUGAGUUCCAACGAAACGCUGAGCUGGACUCAGAGAAGCGUUUGUAUCCAGGAGGCAAGUUCUUUGACCCGUUAGGACUAGCAUCUGACCCGGAGAAGAAGGCUCAGCUUCAGCUAGCUGAGAUCAAACAUGCUCGUUUAGCCAUGGUUGGAUUCUUGGGUUUUGCUGUUCAGGCGGCUGCAACCGGUAAAGGACCCCUCAACAACUGGGCGACUCACCUUAGUGACCCACUUCACACCACCAUUAUCGAUACCUUCUCUUCCUCUUGAUGUGGUUGCUUUAACUUCUAUUGGUGUAAUGAUGUAAUGUCGCUAUUUUAAAGAAAAUUUGGCACCUUAUGUAUAAACAGAAUUCUGAUAUCUCGCAGUUAGUGUUUGAGCA